Messenger RNA from Plasmodium reichenowi, 4080 nucleotides. RefSeq names its product vacuolar protein sorting-associated protein 52, putative. Gene Ontology annotation, cellular component: GARP complex. The record is from RefSeq and is a predicted model, not a curated record. Gene Ontology annotation, biological process: endocytic recycling; retrograde transport, endosome to Golgi; Golgi to vacuole transport. Bases 1 to 4080 code for a protein of 1359 amino acids. Gene Ontology annotation, molecular function: syntaxin binding. NCBI's taxonomy places the organism in Eukaryota, Apicomplexa, Aconoidasida, Haemosporida, Plasmodiidae. The transcript has a single exon.
AUGGAAGGAUAUGAAGAAGUAUCUGAUUUGAUUCAGAAAUUUAAGAAGGAUACUUAUGUUUUAAAUUGUUACAAAAGGAUAUACGAACUCAAUAAAUGUAAAAGUUAUAGGUCUAUCACGAUUAAAGAUAUACAAAAUAAAAUAUAUUACAAGAAAGAAAAAAAUAUAAAAAAAAAAAAAAAGGAAGAUGAAAAGGAAGAUCAAAAUGAAGAUCAAAAUGAAGAUCAAAAUGAAGAUGUAAAUGAAGAUCAAAAUGAAGAUCAAAAGGAAGAUCAAAAUGAAGAUGUAAAUGAAGAUGUAAAUGAAGAUCAAAAUGAAGAUGUAAAUGAAGAUGUAAAUGAAGAUCAAAAUGAAGAUCAAAAUGAAGAUGAAAAGGAAGAUGUAAAUGAAGAUCAAAAUGAAGAUCAAAAUGAAGAUCAAAAUGACGAUCAAGAUCACGAUCGAGAUCAAAAUGAUAAAAAGGAAUAUUAUUAUAAUAUUGAAUUGAAUGCUAGAACAUUAGGAAGAGAAACUUCAAAAGAUAAGAUACAUACAUUACAUGAAAACAAUAAUGAUGUAAUGAAAAAUAUUUUAAAAAGUAUAGAUAACAAACUAUAUAAAUAUACGAAUGAAGUUUUAGAAUAUUUUGAUGGACAGGAUAAAGAAACCUUAAAUACAAACUACAAAAUAAAUAAUUGUAUAGAGGCACAUUUAUAUAUUGAUAAUAUAUUAAUUACAAAUCAACAUGAUAUAAAAUAUAUAUGUAAAGAUAUUAAUAAUAUUGAAAAGUUAACACAAAGUAUAAAUAACAAAUUAACAAAUCGUAAAAUAAUCUUAGAACUUUUAAAUACAUAUAUUAAAAUAAUUAUUAUUACACCACAACUAAUUACAAAUAUAAUAUAUGGAGAUAUAAAUCAAGAAUUUAUUAAAAAUAUCCAUAUCUUAACAAAUAAAAUUGAAAAUUGUAAACAUUGUUUAUAUGAUAUUUAUCCAAGUAUUAAAUACUCAUAUAUAGAAUUAGAAAAAUUAAAAAAAAAAUCAGUAGAUCGAAUUUAUUUCUUUUUCCUUGAAAAAAUAAAUAAUAUAAAAAAUAAAAAUACCCAUAUUUAUAUUAUACAACAAAAUCUACUAACAUUUUUUGAAUUAAAUACUUUUCUUUUUAAUAACAACAGACAUGUGUAUAAUUAUCUUUUGAAUGAAUAUAUCCAUGUUAUGAAUAAAAAAUAUUUCCAUUUAUUUAAAAAUUAUAUAACGAAUAUGGAAAAAAAAAUAAAAAAUAAUAAAAAUUGUACUUUUAUAAAUAAUUCAAUUGUUGGAUUUACAAAUAAUUACCACUCACAAAUUGAAAGAAAUGUUAAUAAUAAUGUAAACGUGAAUAGAAAUAGAAACAUUAAUAGUAUCAACAUUAAUAAUGUAGACAUGAACAAUGUAGACAUGAAUAAUGUCGACAUGAAUAGUAUCAACAUUAAUAAUAUCAACAUUAAUAAUAUCAACAUUAAUAAUAUCAACAUUAAUAAUAAUAAUAAUAAUAAUAUUAUUUAUAAUAAUAGUUCUAGUAACAACCAUUUGGAUAUCAUAUCGUCAAAUAUAAACAAUGUAACUUUUCAAAAUGCAAAAAAAACCAUGAUGAAUUUUUUAGGAUUCAACCCUAAAAAUGAGAAUACAUGUAGUAACACAUAUGAAGAACCGGAUGAAAAUAUUUUCUCCUUAAAUGGUCGACAUAAGGUGUUGUAUGAUAUGUGUUACUUUAACAGAACAAAGGAAGAAAAAAAAAAUGACAUUAAUAUAAAUGAUAAUGGUAAUAAUAAUAAUAAUAAUAAUAAUAAUAAUGACAACAUUAUUAUUAAUAAUUAUAAUUAUAUUAAGAAUUAUAAUAGGAUAAACGAUGAACAAACUUUUGAAGACAAAAUAAAUAAAGAAUAUCCAGUGUCCCUAAUUUCAGAUUUAGACAAUUUAAUUUAUCCUUUUGAAGAAAUAUACAAAUCAAUAAAUAAAUUAUUUUUAGAUACUGGUUCUUUAGAAUAUUAUUUUAUAUUGAAUUUUUAUAAAGAUUAUGAAUCACCUGAUUUUUUAUUUUUAGAAAUAUAUUCCAAGACCAUAUCUCUGUGUUUUGAUUUUAUCUAUUAUUAUACUAUACAAACUUAUGAUGUUAUAUCUUUAUAUUGUGUAUAUAUUAUGAACCUGUAUUAUGCUUAUAUUAUGUAUAAAAGAAACAUCAUAACACUUUAUGUGUAUAUUCAAAGAAUUCAAACCUUUUUAUGGGAUAAAAUAUAUUACAUUGUUCAAGAAAAUUUGGAUUCCCUAAGUAAGAAAAGGUUAGAUGAGAAGAAAUACGUUUCCUUAAAUUUGAAUGCUAAGAUAAAUAUAAAUCAACUUGAACAAUAUCAAAAUAAAACAUGUCACAUGAAUAAUUGGACAUUUGAUAAGUGUGACAAUUCUAUAAAUGUUCAUAGUAAUAAUUAUAAAAAUGAAGAUAAAAACAUCCAAAGUCAAGGUAACAACGUGGAUAAUAAAAAUAAAAACAUCGACAAUCAAAGUAACAACGUGGAUAAUCAAAAUAAAAACAUCGAAAAUCAAAGUAACAACGUGGAUAAUCAAAAUAAAAACAUCGACAAUCAAAGUAACAACAUCGACAAUCAAAGUAACAACAUCGACAAUCAAAGUAACAACGUGGAUAAUCAUUAUAAUUAUUGUAUGAAUGAAAAUAUUGAACUCACAAAUAAUUUGGGAAUAUAUAAAACACAAGCAAAUAAAAAUACACAUCUUGUGAAGAUUAAAAAAAAUGAUAUAAAUAAUAAACAUAUGAACACGCAUCUGAAUAAUCAAGAAGAAAGAAAAGAUUCACUUCAUUUUUCAAGUAUUAUAAAAACACAAGAAGUACAUAGUGUUACAAAAAAAAUUACAGAUUUUUAUUCUUCUGUAGUUAUAUUAUCUAAUUUGUGUUUUAAUAUAGACACUUAUUAUAAAGAAAAAAUAGAUAAGCAAAAAGGAAAAGUUGGACAUCAAGAGGAAAAGCUCAAGGAAAAUAAAAAUCAACAUCUCAUGAAUAUGAAAGAAGAAGUUGAUAAAAUAGAGAUGGAUAGAAAAAAUUAUAAUGAUCAGAAAGGAUGUAAUUUAUUAGAUGGCGAAGGGGAUAAAAAUAAAUUAUCAAAUGGACAAUUUAAAGAAGAUAUAAUAAUGGAAAACUCAUUUGAUAAAAAUGUAAAUUUUGUAAAAGAUAAUGAGGGUAUAGAAAAAAAGAAACAUAAUAAUUGUAAUGAUGAUAAGAUUGGUAAUAAUAAUAAUAAUAAUAAUAAUAAUAAUAAUAAUAAUAAUAAUAUUUGUGCACAUUCAAAUGAGAAUAGUUAUUUAAACAAAAUAUAUGAUGAGAAUAUAUCUAUGGGAGACAAAUUAAAAAAUGAUAAAGAAGUAAAUAAUACAAGUAUAUCGGAUAAAAAUAAUUAUUUUUUAAAAUAUAAGAAAAUUAAUGAUUUGAUAUCAAAAUUUGAAGGAGCUAUUAUAGAUACAUUAAUAAGUAUAGAUAAUGAAUUGAUAUGUCCAAAAGAAAAAUUAUUAUUUUUAAUUAAUAAUUAUUAUUAUAUUAUUUAUAUAUUAAAACAAAAUAAAUUACAAGAGAAAAUAUGUACAUUUGAAAAAUUAUUAAAAAAAGAAAUAGCAACUUAUAUAGAAUAUGAAUUAAAUAUAUAUAUAAAAGAUAUUAUUUCAUUUGUAAACAAACAUGAAAAUAUAAUUAAUACAUUAAAAGAAGAUACAUAUAAUAAAAACAUAAAGAACAAUAAGAAUUAUGAUGAUCAAAAUUAUUAUUUAUCACAUAUUGAUAUUAUUUCUAUGGAAAAUAUAGCUAUUCAAUUUACAAAAAAUUGGAAACUCUUAUUUAAAAACAUAAGAAAUAAUAUUAUUACCUCAUUUAUAAAUAUAGACAAUGCAUUCAAUAUAUUAAAAUUAUUAAAUACUCAAAUCUUGUUAUACUUUACACGUUUCUACCGAUUAACCAAAAAAAUAUUUUCUAAUAUACAACCACCUUUAUAUAUACAAAACCUUCCAUCCGUUGAUGUUAUCAUGAUACAAAUUAAGAAAUAUACAAAGAAUGUCGGUACUUAA